Messenger RNA from Schistocerca nitens (vagrant locust), 6828 nucleotides. RefSeq lists its product as uncharacterized. NCBI's taxonomy places the organism in Eukaryota, Metazoa, Arthropoda, Insecta, Orthoptera, Acrididae. The annotation marks the transcript as partial. The transcript has 5 exons. The record is from RefSeq and is a predicted model, not a curated record.
AUGGGAGACCACCAACUUCAGGAUUUGCUAAUUGCAAAUCUUGCACACAGUUGCUCAGUGAUUCAACUCCCUUGCUUCAAACUGCUGCAAAGGAAUAUUCUGGGUUUGAACAACACCAUCUGUAUUUGCUGCCUCCUCAACCUCGACAGCCUCCUCAGCCUCGACAGCCUCCUCAGCCUCGACAGCCUCCUCAGCCUCGACAGCCUCCUCAGCCUCGACAGCCUCCUCAGCCUCGACAGCCUCCUCAGCCUCGACAGCCUCCUCAGCCUCCUCAGCCUCCUCAGCCUCGACAGCCUCCUCAGCCUCGACAGCCUCCUCAGCCUCGACAGCCUCCUCAGCCUCGACAGCCUCCUCAGCCUCCUCAGCCUCGACAGCCUCCUCAGCCUCGACAGCCUCCUCAGCCUCGACAGCCUCCUCAGCCUCGACAGCCUCCUCAGCCUCGACAGCCUCCUCAGCCUCGACAGCCUCGACAGCCUCCUCAGCCUCGACAGCCUCCUCAGCCUCGACAGCCUCCUCAGCCUCGACAGCCUCCUCAGCCUCGACAGCCUCCUCAGCCUCGACAGCCUCCUCAGCCUCGACAGCCUCCUCAGCCUCGACAGCCUCCUCAGCCUCGACAGCCUCCUCAGCCUCGACAGCCUCCUCAGCCUCGACAGCCUCCUCAGCCUCGACAGCCUCCUCAGCCUCGACAGCCUCCUCAGCCUCGACAGCCUCCUCAGCCUCGACAGCCUCCUCAGCCUCGACAGCCUCCUCAGCCUCGACAGCCUCCUCAGCCUCGACAGCCUCCUCAGCCUCGACAGCCUCCUCAGCCUCGACAGCCUCCUCAGCCUCGACAGCCUCCUCAGCCUCGACAGCCUCCUCAGCCUCGACAGCCUCCUCAGCCUCGACAGCCUCCUCAGCCUCGACAGCCUCCUCAGCCUCGACAGCCUCCUCAGCCUCGACAGCCUCCUCAGCCUCGACAGCCUCCUCAGCCUCGACAGCCUCCUCAGCCUCCUCAGCCUCCUCAGCCUCCUCAGCCUCGACAGCCUCCUCAGCCUCCUCAGCCUCGACAGCCUCCUCAGCCUCGACAGCCUCCUCAGCCUCGACAGCCUCCUCAGCCUCGACAGCCUCCUCAGCCUCGACAGCCUCCUCAGCCUCGACAGCCUCCUCAGCCUCGACAGCCUCCUCAGCCUCGACAGCCUCCUCAGCCUCGACAGCCUCCUCAGCCUCGACAGCCUCCUCAGCCUCGACAGCCUCCUCAGCCUCGACAGCCUCCUCAGCCUCGACAGCCUCCUCAGCCUCGACAGCCUCCUCAGCCUCGACAGCCUCCUCAGCCUCGACAGCCUCCUCAGCCUCGACAGCCUCCUCAGCCUCGACAGCCUCCUCAGCCUCGACAGCCUCCUCAGCCUCGACAGCCUCCUCAGCCUCGACAGCCUCCUCAGCCUCGACAGCCUCCUCAGCCUCGACAGCCUCCUCAGCCUCGACAGCCUCCUCAGCCUCGACAGCCUCCUCAGCCUCGACAGCCUCCUCAGCCUCGACAGCCUCCUCAGCCUCGACAGCCUCCUCAGCCUCGACAGCCUCCUCAGCCUCGACAGCCUCCUCAGCCUCGACAGCCUCCUCAGCCUCGACAGCCUCCUCAGCCUCGACAGCCUCCUCAGCCUCGACAGCCUCCUCAGCCUCGACAGCCUCCUCAGCCUCGACAGCCUCCUCAGCCUCGACAGCCUCCUCAGCCUCGACAGCCUCCUCAGCCUCGACAGCCUCCUCAGCCUCCUCAGCCUCGACAGCCUCCUCAGCCUCGACAGCCUCCUCAGCCUCGACAGCCUCCUCAGCCUCGACAGCCUCCUCAGCCUCGACAGCCUCCUCAGCCUCGACAGCCUCCUCAGCCUCGACAGCCUCCUCAGCCUCGACAGCCUCCUCAGCCUCGACAGCCUCCUCAGCCUCGACAGCCUCCUCAGCCUCGACAGCCUCCUCAGCCUCGACAGCCUCCUCAGCCUCGACAGCCUCCUCAGCCUCGACAGCCUCCUCAGCCUCGACAGCCUCCUCAGCCUCGACAGCCUCCUCAGCCUCGACAGCCUCCUCAGCCUCGACAGCCUCCUCAGCCUCGACAGCCUCCUCAGCCUCGACAGCCUCCUCAGCCUCGACAGCCUCCUCAGCCUCGACAGCCUCCUCAGCCUCGACAGCCUCCUCAGCCUCGACAGCCUCCUCAGCCUCGACAGCCUCCUCAGCCUCGACAGCCUCCUCAGCCUCGACAGCCUCGACAGCCUCGACAGCCUCGACAGCCUCCUCAGCCUCGACAGCCUCCUCAGCCUCGACAGCCUCCUCAGCCUCGACAGCCUCCUCAGCCUCGACAGCCUCGACAGCCUCGACAGCCUCGACAGCCUCCUCAGCCUCGACAGCCUCCUCAGCCUCGACAGCCUCCUCAGCCUCGACAGCCUCCUCAGCCUCGACAGCCUCCUCAGCCUCGACAGCCUCCUCAGCCUCGACAGCCUCCUCAGCCUCGACAGCCUCCUCACCUCAGCCUCGACAGCCUCCUCAGCCUCGACAGCCUCCUCAGCCUCGACAGCCUCCUCAGCCUCGACAGCCUCCUCAGCCUCGACAGCCUCCUCAGCCUCGACAGCUCCUCAGCCUCGACAGCCUCCUCAGCCUCGACAGCCUCCUCAGCCUCGACAGCCUCCUCAGCCUCGACAGCCUCCUCAGCCUCGACAGCCUCCUCAGCCUCGACAGCCUCCUCAGCCUCGACAGCCUCCUCAGCCUCGACAGCCUCCUCAGCCUCGACAGCCUCCUCAGCCUCGACAGCCUCCUCAGCCUCGACAGCCUCCUCAGCCUCGACAGCCUCCUCAGCCUCGACAGCCUCCUCAGCCUCGACAGCCUCCUCAGCCUCGACAGCCUCCUCAGCCUCGACAGCCUCCUCAGCCUCGACAGCCUCCUCAGCCUCGACAGCCUCCUCAGCCUCGACAGCCUCCUCAGCCUCGACAGCCUCCUCAGCCUCGACAGCCUCCUCAGCCUCGACAGCCUCCUCAGCCUCGACAGCCUCCUCAGCCUCGACAGCCUCCUCAGCCUCGACAGCCUCCUCAGCCUCGACAGCCUCCUCAGCCUCGACAGCUCACAGCCUCAGCCUCGACAGCCUCCUCAGCCUCGACAGCCUCCUCAGCCUCGACAGCCUCCUCAGCCUCGACAGCCUCCUCAGCCUCGACAGCCUCCUCAGCCUCGACAGCCUCCUCAGCCUCGACAGCCUCCUCAGCCUCGACAGCCUCCUCAGCCUCGACAGCCUCCUCAGCCUCGACAGCCUCCUCAGCCUCGACAGCCUCCUCAGCCUCGACAGCCUCCUCAGCCUCGACAGCCUCCUCAGCCUCGACAGCCUCCUCCAGCCUCCUCAGCCUCGACAGCCUCCUCAGCCUCGACAGCCUCGACAGCCUCGACAGCCUCGACAGCCUCGACAGCCUCGACAGCCUCGACAGCCUCCUCAGCCUCGACAGCCUCCUCAGCCUCGACAGCCUCCUCAGCCUCGACAGCCUCCUCAGCCUCGACAGCCUCCUCAGCCUCGACAGCCUCCUCAGCCUCGACAGCCUCCUCAGCCUCGACAGCCUCCUCAGCCUCGACAGCCUCCUCAGCCUCGACAGCCUCCUCAGCCUCGACAGCCUCCUCAGCCUCGACAGCCUCCUCAGCCUCGACAGCCUCCUCAGCCUCGACAGCCUCCUCAGCCUCGACAGCCUCCUCAGCCUCGACAGCCUCCUCAGCCUCGACAGCCUCCUCAGCCUCGACAGCCUCCUCAGCCUCGACAGCCUCCUCAGCCUCGACAGCCUCCUCAGCCUCGACAGCCUCCUCAGCCUCGACAGCCUCCUCAGCCUCGACAGCCUCCUCAGCCUCGACAGCCUCCUCAGCCUCGACAGCCUCCUCAGCCUCGACAGCCUCCUCAGCCUCGACAGCCUCCUCAGCCUCGACAGCCUCCUCAGCCUCGACAGCCUCCUCAGCCUCGACAGCCUCCUCAGCCUCGACAGCCUCCUCAGCCUCGACAGCCUCCUCAGCCUCGACAGCCUCCUCAGCCUCGACAGCCUCCUCAGCCUCGACAGCCUCCUCAGCCUCGACAGCCUCCUCAGCCUCGACAGCCUCCUCAGCCUCGACAGCCUCCUCAGCCUCGACAGCCUCCUCAGCCUCGACAGCCUCCUCAGCCUCGACAGCCUCCUCAGCCUCGACAGCCUCCUCAGCCUCGACAGCCUCCUCAGCCUCGACAGCCUCCUCAGCCUCGACAGCCUCCUCAGCCUCGACAGCCUCCUCAGCCUCGACAGCCUCCUCAGCCUCGACAGCCUCCUCAGCUCGACAGCCUCCUCAGCCUCGACAGCCUCCUCAGCCUCGACACCUCACAGCCUCGACAGCCUCGACAGCCUCCUCAGCCUCGACAGCCUCCUCAGCCUCGACAGCCUCCUCAGCCUCGACAGCCUCCUCAGCCUCGACAGCCUCCUCAGCCUCGACAGCCUCCUCAGCCUCGACAGCCUCCUCAGCCUCGACAGCCUCCUCAGCCUCGACAGCCUCCUCAGCCUCGACAGCCUCCUCAGCCUCGACAGCCUCCUCAGCCUCGACAGCCUCCUCAGCCUCGACAGCCUCCUCAGCCUCGACAGCCUCCUCAGCCUCGACAGCCUCCUCAGCCUCGACAACCUCCUCAGCCUCGACAGCCUCCUCAGCCUCGACAGCCUCCUCAGCCUCGACAGCCUCCUCAGCCUCGACAGCCUCCUCAGCCUCGACAGCCUCCUCAGCCUCGACAGCCUCCUCAGCCUCGACAGCCUCCUCAGCCUCGACAGCCUCCUCAGCCUCGACAGCCUCCUCAGCCUCGACAGCCUCCUCAGCCUCGACAGCCUCCUCAGCCUCGACAGCCUCCUCAGCCUCGACAGCCUCCUCAGCCUCGACAGCCUCCUCAGCCUCGACAGCCUCCUCAGCCUCGACAGCCUCCUCAGCCUCGACAGCCUCCUCAGCCUCGACAGCCUCCUCAGCCUCGACAGCCUCCUCAGCCUCGACAGCCUCCUCAGCCUCGACAGCCUCCUCAGCCUCCUCAGCCUCGACAGCCUCCUCAGCCUCGACAGCCUCCUCAGCCUCGACAGCCUCCUCAGCCUCGACAGCCUCCUCAGCCUCGACAGCCUCCUCAGCCUCGACAGCCUCCUCAGCCUCGACAGCCUCCUCAGCCUCGACAGCCUCCUCAGCCUCGACAGCCUCCUCAGCCUCGACAGCCUCCUCAGCCUCGACAGCCUCCUCAGCCUCGACAGCCUCCUCAGCCUCGACAGCCUCCUCAGCCUCGACAGCCUCCUCAGCCUCGACAGCCUCCUCAGCCUCGACAGCCUCCUCAGCCUCGACAGCCUCCUCAGCCUCGACAGCCUCCUCAGCCUCGACAGCCUCCUCAGCCUCGACAGCCUCCUCAGCCUCGACAGCCUCCUCAGCCUCGACAGCCUCCUCAGCCUCGACAGCCUCCUCAGCCUCGACAGCCUCCUCAGCCUCGACAGCCUCCUCAGCCUCGACAGCCUCCUCAGCCUCGACAGCCUCCUCAGCCUCGACAGCCUCCUCAGCCUCGACAGCCUCCUCAGCCUCGACAGCCUCCUCAGCCUCGACAGCCUCCUCAGCCUCGACAGCCUCCUCAGCCUCGACAGCCUCCUCAGCCUCGACAGCCUCCUCAGCCUCGACAGCCUCCUCAGCCUCGACAGCCUCCUCAGCCUCGACAGCCUCCUCAGCCUCGACAGCCUCCUCAGCCUCGACAGCCUCCUCAGCCUCGACAGCCUCCUCAGCCUCGACAGCCUCCUCAGCCUCGACAGCCUCCUCAGCCUCGACAGCCUCCUCAGCCUCGACAGCCUCCUCAGCCUCGACAGCCUCCUCAGCCUCGACAGCCUCCUCAGCCUCGACAGCCUCCUCAGCCUCGACAGCCUCCUCAGCCUCGACAGCCUCGACAGCCUCGACAGCCUCGACAGCCUCGACAGCCUCGACAGCCUCGACAGCCUCGACAGCCUCCUCAGCCUCGACAGCCUCGACAGCCUCGACAGCCUCCUCAGCCUCGACAGCCUCCUCAGCCUCGACAGCCUCCUCAGCCUCGACAGCCUCCUCAGCCUCGACAGCCUCCUCAGCCUCGACAGCCUCCUCAGCCUCGACAGCCUCCUCAGCCUCGACAGCCUCCUCAGCCUCGGCAGCCUCCUCAGCCUCGACAGCCUCCUCAGCCUCGGCAGCCUCCUCAGCCUCGACAGCCUCCUCAGCCUCCCUCGACAGCCUCGGCAGCCUCGACAGCCUCGGCAGCCUCGACAGCCUCGGCAGCCUCCUCAGCCUCGGCAGCCUCCUCAGCCUCGGCAGCCUCCUCAGCCUCGGCAGCCUCCUCAGCCUCGGCAGCCUCCUCAGCCUCGGCAGCCUCCUCAGCCUCGGCAGCCUCCUCAGCCUCGGCAGCCUCCUCAGCCUCGGCAGCCUCCUCAGCCUCGGCAGCCUCCUCAGCCUCGGCAGCCUCCUCAGCCUCGGCAGCCUCCUCAGCCUCGGCAGCCUCCUCAGCCUCGGCAGCCUCCUCAGCCUCGGCAGCCUCCUCAGCCUCGGCAGCCUCCUCAGCCUCGGCAGCCUCCUCAGCCUCGGCAGCCUCCUCAGCCUCGGCAGCCUCCUCAGCCUCGGCAGCCUCCUCAGCCUCGGCAGCCUCCUCAGCCUCGGCAGCCUCCUCAGCCUCGGCAGCCUCCUCAGCCUCGGCAGCCUCCUCAGCCUCGGCAGCCUCCUCAGCCUCGGCAGCCUCCUCAGCCUCGGCAGCCUCCUCAGCCUCGGCAGCCUCCUCAGCCUCGGCAGCCUCCUCAGCCUCGGCAGCCUCCUCAGCCUCGGCAGCCUCCUCAGCCUCGGCAGCCUCCUCAG